Molecule: messenger RNA, 1578 nt
Organism: Salvia miltiorrhiza (redroot sage)
Lineage: Eukaryota; Viridiplantae; Streptophyta; Magnoliopsida; Lamiales; Lamiaceae
Product: GDSL esterase/lipase At3g26430-like
Exons: 4
Coding region: 74-1294 (406 amino acids)
Molecular function (GO): hydrolase activity, acting on ester bonds
Source: RefSeq, a predicted model, not a curated record
UCUUUAGCCUCAUUGAUCAACUCCAAUAAAUAGAAAAUUCUAAAAAAUCUUGUCAAAAACCACCUCAGAUCUCAUGGAGUUUAAGGUUUGUGCUUUGCAUUUCCUGCUAAUAGCUAACAUACUUCUUGUGCAAAGCUCAGUUCUUGGCUCAAACAAGUGCAACUUCCCAGCCAUCUUCAACUUUGGCGACUCGAAUUCAGACACCGGUGGCUUCUCCGCCGCCUUCAGCCCAGUUCCUCCUCCCUAUGGAGAAACAUUCUUCCACGCCCCGGCUGGCCGUAACAGCGACGGCCGUCUCAUCAUAGAUUUCAUAGCUGAGAGCCUAGGAUUGCCUUAUCUCAGUGCUUUUCUUGAUUCUGUUGGCUCAAACUUCAGCCAUGGGGCCAACUUUGCAACUUCUGCAUCAACCAUUAGGCCUCAGAACUUGUCCCUCUCCAAGGGGGGCUACAGCCCGAUCUCCCUCGACGUGCAGCAAGUCGAGUACUCGGGUUUCGUGGCAAGAUCACAAGCUGUGAGAGCAAAAGGUUCCCAUUUGCAGCAAGUUUUUUCAUGUCCAAGUUGGUCUGUUUUUGCUUCAUUUUACAGUUCAUUAUACUAUGCAGGGCUGUCCCUCGAUUCGCUUCCGGAGAAGGACUACUUCUCCCGGGCGUUGUACACGUUCGACAUAGGCCAGAACGACAUCACUGCUGGCUUGGACACCAACUUGACCUUGGAAGAAAUCAAGGCACAAGUUCCUGAUAUGAUAGGACAGUUCUCCUCUGUGAUCAAGGAAGUCUACAGUUUAGGAGGGAGAUCAUUCUGGAUACACAACACAGCACCAUUAGGCUGUCUGACAUAUGUGCUUGAUGCUCUAGCUGCCACAACACCUGAGGUUGAUAGGUAUGGCUGUCUGAUCCCGUACAACGAGGCUUCGCAGCAUUUCAACGCGAAGCUACACGAGGCCGUGGUGCAGCUGAGGGAGGAGCUCCCCCUUGCUGCAAUCACAUAUGUUGAUAUCUACUCAGCCAAGUAUGCUCUCAUCAGCCAGGCAAAGGAGCUAGGAUUUGAGGAUCCGUUCCGAGCCUGCUGUGGCUACGGAGGGAAGUACAACUACAGCAGGUUUGCGAGAUGUGGGAGCAAGAACGGGGCAGGGGACGUGCUGGCCAAGUCGUGCAAGGAUCCGUCUGCUUGGAUCAGUUGGGACGGGAUCCACUUCACUGAGGCGGCUAACGAGUGGAUCUUUCACCGGAUUGCAGACGGCUCGUUUUCAGACCCUCCGGUGUCGAUUGAAUCCGCGUGCAGCAGGUGCAGCUGAAGAUGAUGGCAUUAGGCCUUCCUUAGUUGUUCCAUUUUGAUGUUGUGGUGAAUGGAAUUAGGCCUUUUCCUACUGUUACAUUGAUGUGAUGAGUUGUUUCUUGUCCAAAUUCAGACAUCAGUGAAAAAAAAUACUAAUGUGAAAAAUCUCUAUUGAGAAAUUACAUAGUGGAAGAGCUUCAGCAGCUGAAAUGGACUAAGCAGAAGUUUUUGUUUUUGAUAAAUCAACACUUGAAAUUUGGAGUCUGAAAAACUAAGUCAAAAGUCAAUCUUGCCUUGUUGAAA